Capsicum annuum is the source of this 979-nucleotide messenger RNA. RefSeq names its product deSI-like protein At4g17486. The transcript has a single exon. The coding region runs from base 1 to 642 and encodes 213 amino acids. The record is from RefSeq and is a predicted model, not a curated record. Lineage: Eukaryota; Viridiplantae; Streptophyta; Magnoliopsida; Solanales; Solanaceae. Gene Ontology annotation, molecular function: deubiquitinase activity. Gene Ontology annotation, biological process: protein deubiquitination.
AUGGCAGAAGUGAUCCUCCAUGUUUACGAUAUGACCAAAAGUGAUGGGAACGAGGCACUCAAUUUCGGUGUAGUCCAAAUGAACAAACUCCUCAAAGACGGCAUCUACUUUGGUGGCAUCUUCCACACUGCUGUACAAGUUUAUGGCAACGUUGAAUGGGCCUACGGCUCCUGUGAGAAAGGCAGCGGGGUUUUCAGCUGCCCCGCUGCCAGAAACCCCAAUUACACGCAUCGCGAAAAGAUUGUAGUGGGCAGAACAGAGUGCUCUCCCACCAAAGUCAAUCAAAUCUUGAAAGAUCUUCGCGAUGCAUGGCCUGGCAGCAAGUACAACAUGGUCUCGAGGAACUCAAAGCAUUUCUGCGACGACUUCCUGGAGAAAUUAGGCGUCCCAAAGCUUCCAAAUUGGGCUAACAGGUUUGCUGACAUUGGUGAUUUUGCAAAGGAAACAGCUGGGACUGUGGUUAAAGCUAAAGACAAGGCGCUUAACAUUGUGUUUCAUCCAGUUGAUUUUGCUUUCAACUUUACUGCUGCUAAUAAAACCUCUAAAGCAAUAUAUAGCCCCAGUGAGUUUGGAUUCAGCUUGAAUUUUGCUGUUAGAAAUUUCAAGGUCGCUGCACCUGUCCGCUCCGAUCAGGCUAAUUAGGACUAGCUAGAAAGUAUAUAAUAUAUACCGCUACUCGUUUAUGAUGCAGUUCUAUUUGCAUGAACUAUCGCCAUAUUCGUGUGAAUCCUCCAAAAUAUUCUAGAAAAUUUGACAUGAGUUAGUCAUUUGCAGAGGAUCUGAGCAAAACAACUCCUUUUGCUUACUAGUACUACAUUACUACUUAGUAAGUAGUUAUUGCUACUAGUGUUCCUCAUUUAUAGCUAAGAUUAUAUGAAUAAAAACUGUUUGCAUGAUGAUAGAAAUGCAUAUAGCAACUGUUACGUACUCAAUGAAGAGCAUUAUGAAAAUGGAAAGGAAUUAAUUACUUGAAGUAGCA